AUGCGGACGUGGAGGACAGCAGCGGUUAUAGCUGAAGACGAUGUGAUCUCGCUGCCCAAUGACAUCCCCCUGUUCUCUGCAGCGACACUGGGGGUUAACCCCUGCACUGCCAUUAGGAUGCUCUCUGACUUUGAGGAGCUGAAACCAGGUGACACAGUGAUCCAGAAUGCAGCCAACAGUGGUGUGGAUCAGGCUGUCAUACAGAUUGCUGCUGCAGGGGAGAUCCAAACCAUUAACGUGGUCAGAGACAGGCCAAACCUCACACAGCUUAUUGACAGGCUGAAGGCCAUGGGCGCCAGUCAUGUGAUCAAAGAGGAGACCCUGAGGCGGCAUGAAAUGAAGGAACUUUUCAAGACCUGUCCAAGGCCAAAGCUGGCACUGAACGGAGUUGUGGGCAAGAGUACAAUGGAACUCCUCCAUCACUUACAAUGAGGGGAACUGACCGCCCCUGCCUGUUCAGAGGUAGGCCUCCAAGACUUCCGGCAAGCACUGGACACUGCCAUGCAGCCGUUCACCUCAGCCAAACAGGUCCUGGUCGUGUGACCCCUCUUUUGACCAGCCCCAGCUGUUCUCAGGGUCAUGUUCAUUUGGCACCAAACGGAAGAAAACGGACUGAAACAGGAAGGGACUACCUGGACUUGUCUAAUAAGAAACAGUCUUUUGCACUGGGUGCCCAAUUGAAUAUGACCCUGCAUACAAAACGAAGUCCCGGCACGUUCAACGGUUGCAGCCCCAAGGCUGCCGCUUCAUCAUUGUCGGAAAAACAUUGCUCAAGCACACGUAUUUUCCGUAGAGGCUCAAAGUCCACUAUAUAUGUUAUUAGCACCACUUUAAGUCAUCUUUACUGACAACAGUUCAUGGAUUUUUUUUCAGAAUGGUCAUGGAUUCCUUGACAACUUUAUGUAUUGUCUACAUGUUAUUUCUCCUGCAUGGUAACAUUGUUAUAUCCUGGUCCCAGAUCGGUUUGUGCUGUCUUGGCAACUCCUAUGGUUAUUACUCUGCAAGAUGGCACAAACAGAUCUGGGACCAGGCUAACGUGGUUAUGCAGCAGAUGGUGUUCUGGUAAAACACUAAUAAACAUUUGGGAAAGAUUAAGCUAUUUUAUAGAGUUCCCAUUACUUGUUGUAUGGACACGAGCAAAUACGAUCAUGACACGUAUUAGACAGGUUUAUUACUUUAAAAACAAUACUGCAGGGUCCAACUAGAGCUGUUACCCUGACCAUGUUACCGCCACCGGCAGUCACGAGUCAUGACUGGAGUCAAGUUCCACGUGAACAAAUUCCAGACGAUUCCGCAGGUGAAGAAGACGGAAGUGGAGGUCCUGGGCUGACGUGGUUAUUAGUGGUCUGCGGUUGUGAGGC
Salvelinus sp. IW2-2015 is the source of this 1361-nucleotide messenger RNA. The record is from RefSeq and is a predicted model, not a curated record. NCBI's taxonomy places the organism in Eukaryota, Metazoa, Chordata, Actinopteri, Salmoniformes, Salmonidae.